UAUAUAACUUUUCCUUCAUCGCGUACCAUACUGUUCAUGGCCUUUCAAUGACAACACCCUUGACCGCCCAGUCUUUCGUUAGGCUCCUAAAAGCUCCCACAGACCCACCCAACCCAGAAAGCCCGCUAAAAAUUCAAAUCGCUUGUGCAGCAUGGGAUGAUACAACCCUUCAUAUCCCAAAUAAGCACGAGCUCAUCGCCGAGUUCAUACUCACGCGACUGCUCAAAGACAAGUCAAAAACUAGCGACAACCCGGUAAUCGAUCCGCGGUACUGGUGCCUUCUUUGCAAGGUUUUGGAUGGCAGCGUAGGGGUAGGUGCACGAGGUCUCAAAGUAUGGCUUGGUUCACUUCUCAAUCGCACUCCGCUCGCGCCAAUCAUCAUCUCAAUCCUCACCCUGCUGAAUGGCCUGCCAGUUACAGAGGCGAAAGAGCUCCUGAUGUUCGUGCGUCAGUGCUUCUCUGUCAUAUGGCCGUUAAGCGUCCACAAAAUUGGCGUGGAGACGCUAUUAGAGUGCCUUGGCGCUGUUCUAGAUGUUUCUUCUGAGCUGCUUAAUUAUGAGGCUAUGGACAGUAUGUGUGAGGCAGUUGUGUCUUCGUAUAGAGAGGCACUAGGAAAUGUGGGGAACAAAAAGAAGCUACACGCGACCUUCCUCCAAACUCAUCUCUCAUCCUGGAUUCGUGCAAUCUCGCGAUCAUCCUAUCUGUCUCCAUCACUGGAUGAAGCGGUAUACGCCGCAGGAACGGAGACUCUGUUCUCUCUUGAUGCGCUUCGUGCAUCCACCUCAUCUGAGAGUUUAUUCACGGCCCUAUCAUCUUCGCCCAACUCACCUUUCACAACAAAUCCUGUCAUCCCGCUCCUACCCCGCAUCUUCAGCACCCAUACGCACUUCCUACGGCGGUACCGCACCACUUUGUUUCCCGCUUCUCAGAAUAAAACACAAAACCGCGAAAACGACAUGAGAAUGACCUCAAUGGCGUUCUUUGCCUCUUGUCUGAAACUAUUGGCCGGGAACGAUCUGAGCUGGGAAGCGAGAGUCGGUCUGGUCAGUAUCAUCGAGAGUGAGCGAAUUUACGCGAGUCAGGGUGUGGAGGAGGUAGAGGUGGUGAGGGAGGAUGCAGUGCGGAUAUUGGAAGGAGAAGCGGAAGGAGAGGUGGUACGUUUGGCUUUGGACGUGUUGGCCGUGCUUGCGAGGGUCGACUAUGAUGUGAUCGAGCCUGUGGUGGGAAGGGUACUUCCUCGGUUGAUCUUGACUCGCCCAUCUCCAUCCAUACAAAAAUCAGCCAAUGUACUUCUCAACCUCCUCCUUGACUUCCACUCCAAGACGCGCACGUUACACCCAUACAGUCAUGCACUCCUUGACGCAUGUACCUCUUUACUUUCCAUCGGAUCCCUUGCGUCACCUCGAGAACUCUACAGCAGCGCACGCAACUCUGCUAUCCUCGCACAUACCCAUCUUUCCUCUCUUGCACAAGCCCUCCGCACAUUCCUCACACCCACCCAAGUAAAAGAGGCAGCUCAGAUUACCUUGGCUCUGAAAGACACCUUCAUUACCUACCAAAAUCUCUCCUCACUCAUCAAAACUACCGAAAUGACAGACAGACCGCGUAAAAAGCGGCGGAAAAGCGAAUCUGCCCCGUCAUCUACGAGUCCAGCGCCUAUAGAGGACAUGCAGGAAGUAGACGUCCAUGCCCUUUCCCUUUCCCUUACUCUCAAGUUCGCGGCCCUCUUCCUGUCGAACCUCCCAUCUUCUUUCGUCACCGCCGAGGUCCGUGAGGCUGUGCGUGAGGCGGGCAUAUGGGCCGUCGAAGUCGCUCGUUCGCUUCUUUGUGACAGGGCUUCAAAAAUAUCCUGGGCAGACCAAGUGACAGGUGCUGCGUUUCUUCGUUUUGCAUAUCAGCUAUCGGCUUGCAAGUGCGGCGGAGAACAAACAGAUGUGCAAGGACUGUUGGACAUUGUGAAAACAGAAGAGGGUGUGGAGGGUGAGCUGGUGCUUGAAAUUCUGCGAUUUUGCUUUGCAAGGUCUUCUAGAUCGGAAACGGAUGUAGAAGCGGAGACUGUGUUUGACGUUGCCCUGACUUAUGUCGAGGCGCAAGUACAGAACACGAGUGGUUUGAUGGUACUCUACCUAAUCGUCGAGCGGUGGUUAGAUCUUGUAGACGCUCACGCACCUAAAUCGUCUCUCGAUCGCCUGAUCAAGCUUAUAUUCUGUAUUUCGCCCACGUCUACUCGUCAGACGGACGUGCAGGGCUUGCAGCCAAAAGACGUACUCUUGGGCGUCUUGCACAAUGCGCAGUUCUGGGAGAUGGUGAAUAUACGAGCUUCUGUCCUUGCAUACCUCAUGGCCUCGCCUAACUCUCUGAAAAGUUCUAUGUUUGAUCAGCUCAGCAGCACUUACUCCCUUUUGUUAUAUGUCCCCCCUGAGUACCUCACCAAACAGGCUCGCGUGGAGCUCGUGCGCCGGGCAAUAGAGGGGGAUAUGUCUAUUUCAUCGUCGCUGCAUGGGACUGCCGGAGAGAAGACGGCAAAGAGCAAGCGUAAACGUGACGAAGGCAAGGACCGAGAAGAUGCGCAGCAAACGCUCACGCAUAUCCGUGUAUUCCUUCAACGGAUGGGGCAACUCGGGUAUCUGAACACGUCAGAUCAUGAGAGCGCAAGAGAUUAUGUGAAGCACCUUUUGAACACGGAGAUCUCAGAUAAUGCGGUCAUGAGAGACGCCACGAUAAAUCUUGCGGAGCUCUAUAUUGUUGCGCUCCUCCGAGCAUCGGACAAAGAUCUUUCCGCUUCAGCCGCAUGUGCUUCCAUCUUCUGCUCUCUCGCGCAGUCUGGUUCUCUUGAGGAAGAGAGCCUUCCUGAGUUAUGUGUGCUCCAGCUUGUUGAGCGUCUCAGACAGGAUUUUUCUGUUUCCAGUCUUCCCGACCCGAUCAUUGCAUCGAUGAAAGAACUGCACGCUGCACUCACACCAAUGUCACAAUCCAACGUCAGCGACACGCUCCCCUCAGGCGGGACUAUCAAAACGUGGGCGCGCCACCUUUCAUUUGGCCAUUGGCUAGGCGUUGCAGCUACUUCAACAUCUGGGUAUGGCCACCAAAUCGCAGUCGCGCUGUUGCGACACAGAGAAAAAUAUAAGUGUUCUGCAGAAAUAUUGGGACUUCUCUUCGAGGAACUGCAUUGUUUGCCUAAUGUCAACCGUGGGAUGCAUCUUGACCUGGCAGUAGGGGUUUAUGUAUUUUCUACGGAAGCUGGAGCCUUGGAUGAAGUCGUCUCAUCCGGAUGCAAGCAUCUUUCAGUCGAUGACUUCUCACAUAUACUGGAUACAGUCUACGAAGCACUUCAAAGCACGCAAUUUCCUCUGGCUCAACGUGUGCGCCUAGUACAUGCAGCCACUGUCCUGUUACACGACGCACCUCAAGGGACUUUGAAGGUCGUUCAGGGGUCUUUCAGUCAAUGCCUGAAUCUCUUUAUUGGACACGCGCAGUUCUUUGCGGGUCCUGCGGACUUGAAGGUAGCUUGCCUCGAGUAUGUGGCUCGGCAAUGUUCAGAUAGGCCCGCAGCUCUUCGUCCCGUCGACCCUGGUCCCAUCCAUACCCUACUUUCUAAAAUCUUGUGUGGAUCUUCAACACAUGACAGUACCACCACACUUGCAGUCUUCCACGCCUCCACCACCAUACUAAACGCACUCGUUCGACUGCGACGCGAUCUUGCCGUCCACAUUCUGCCACAUCUAGGGAUGAUCCUCCGCCAACUGGUCUCAUGUACACGUAGUCUACGGCCCCAGCUGGCCGCGAAGCAGAGCCGCAUCGUCACGGACACUCUCCCAUCGUGGAUAGCUCCAUCUGAACCUCUAGGUGUACCUGAAGCUCGCGCACUUGCACGGCUCUUCACCUCCUUGACGACAAAAACUGUUCCCCGCGCUCACAUGCAGCCAAGCGCGGAGCAGAAGGCGGAGAGCCUGGCAAAGCCAUUCGCCAAGCAUGCUGCUUAUGUGGUUACGGCGUAUAUCGACGCUGUAAACGACCCGUUAUGUGUCAUGCGAGCAGAUGUGAGGCGUGAGCUUGAGCCGGGCCUGUUUUCACUGUGCGAAAUGAUGGGUACGCACAGUCGUGAUGCCGUUAUGGUGAGUGCGUUGGAUGCGGGAGGGAAGAGCGUGAUGAAGGCACUAUGGAAGGAGUAUGAAAAACAGCGGUAUAUUGGGAAGGGGUAGAGCUCCACAUUCAUGUUGGAUUCAUCUAUGCAUA
Messenger RNA from Suillus clintonianus, 4236 nucleotides. RefSeq names its product Urb2/Npa2 family-domain-containing protein. The record is from RefSeq and is a predicted model, not a curated record. The coding region runs from base 48 to 4202 and encodes 1384 amino acids. The transcript has 14 exons. NCBI's taxonomy places the organism in Eukaryota, Fungi, Basidiomycota, Agaricomycetes, Boletales, Suillaceae.